Molecule: messenger RNA, 3056 nt
Organism: Syngnathus acus (greater pipefish)
Lineage: Eukaryota; Metazoa; Chordata; Actinopteri; Syngnathiformes; Syngnathidae
Gene: cpne1
Product: copine I
Exons: 16
Coding region: 124-1746 (540 amino acids)
Biological process (GO): regulation of canonical NF-kappaB signal transduction; cellular response to calcium ion; positive regulation of tumor necrosis factor-mediated signaling pathway
Cellular component (GO): plasma membrane
Molecular function (GO): calcium-dependent phospholipid binding
Source: RefSeq, a predicted model, not a curated record
AUCAAAACAAGAAUUUGCUGGCUGGUUGAAGCUUCCUAUGUGAAUCUUGUCGAUCUGCCUGGCAGCUCAUUCGUCAUUUUGGACCAAAAUUGUGGAUUUUGCGAAUUAAAUACGUCCAAACUGAUGUUUAAGUUAAGUCAGAUGGCAGACUGUGUGUCUAAGGUGGAGCUGACUGUCUCCUGUUCGAACCUCUUGGACAAAGAUGUGGGCUCAAAGUCGGAUCCUCUAUGUGUGCUGCUGCAGCGCUCCGGAAAAGACAGCUGGACUGAGCUGGGGCGCACCGAGCGCAUUGAGAACAGCUCCAGUCCAUCCUUCAGUCAGCGCUUACGUCUGGACUACCACUUUGAGACAGUGCAGAACCUCAAACUGGGCGUCUACGACAUUGACAACGCGUCCCGGGACCUCGGCGACGAUGACUACCUGGGAGGUGUGGAGCUCACCCUGGGACAGAUCGUUUCUAGUAAAACUCUGACCAGACCACUGCAGCUGAAGAAAGGGAAGCCUGCUGGCAAAGGAAGCAUUACGAUCACCGCAGAGGAGAUAAAGGACAACCGAUCUAUUCAGUUGGAGAUGGAGGCUAAAAAUCUGGACAAGAAGGACACCUUUGGCAAGUCCGACCCUUUCCUGGAGUUUUUCAAAAAAGGAGAUGAUGGAAAAUGGCAGCUGGUCCACAGAACAGAGGUGGUGAAGAACAACCUGAGUCCCAGCUGGAAGAAGUUCACCGUCCCUCUGCAGACAUUCUGCAGCAGCGAUCUGGAAAGGCCUCUCAAGGUGGAUUGCUCUGAUCACGACAGCAACGGCUCGCACGACCUCAUUGGCUCUUUUACCACCAAAGUGUCGGAGCUGCAGAAGGCCGCCUCCGGUUCACCGGUGGCCUUUGAUUGCAUCCAUCCAGACAAGCAGAAAAAAAAGAAGAGCUACAAAAACUCGGGUGUGGUCUCGGUGAAGAGCUGCAAGUUAGCCACGCAGCACAGCUUCCUGGACUACGUGAUGGGCGGCUGCCAGAUCAACUUCACUGUGGGCAUCGACUUCACAGGCUCCAAUGGGGACCCUCGCUCCCCCAAUUCUCUCCACUACCUGAGUCCGGAAGGGCUGAACCAGUACCUGUCUGCCCUGUGGUCGGUGGGGCAGGUCAUCCAAGACUACGACACUGAUAAACUCUUCCCUGCGUUUGGUUUUGGAGCCAAACUUCCUCCUGACUACCAGGCCGCCCAUCAUCAGUUUGCCCUCAACUUUAACCCGAGCAACCCUAACUGCCAAGGCAUUCAGGGCAUCGUGGAGGCCUACAGGAUGGUUCUCCCUCAACUCCGACUCUCCGGGCCGACUAACUUCUCUCCGAUCAUCAAUCACGUGGCUUCUAUCGCCUCCGGCGCCGCCCAGAGCAACAGUGCAUCUCAAUACUUUGUCCUCCUCAUCCUCACCGACGGCGAGAUCACCGACCUGGACCAGACCCGGGAUUCCAUCGUGCGCGCCUCGCGCCUACCGCUGUCCAUCAUCAUCGUGGGCGUGGGACCGGCCGACUUUAAAGCCAUGGAGCUGCUGGACGGAGACGACGGCGUGCUAAGGUCCACGGUGGGAGAGGCCGUCGCCAGAGACAUCGUCCAGUUUGUCCCCUUCCUCAAGUUCAAAGACCAGGCCCCCCUGGCGACUUUAGCCCAGUCGGUGCUGGCCGAAGUGCCCACCCAAGUGGUGUCCUACUUCAAAAUGAGAGGCCUGCAGCCACUCAAGCCCCCCGUCAAAGCGUGAAUGCCCAACGUGCCACAUACCGCCGCCUUCAAGCACUCCCGCCACAACGGACCAAUCGACUGCGCUUAAGUGAUGGCCAAUAUACAAGGCCAGGAACAAGUUUGCUUUUUUACAUUAUUCUUUUGUUAUGUUUUAAAAGAAAUACGCUGAGACCAUAUAUAAUCCUGAAAUUCACAAAUAACGGAUGCGCCCAUGAAAGAAAGUGACUAAGCGGAGGAUCGAGUCAAAAAAGGUUUCCCAAAAAUACACACAAAAAAAAAACAUGCAUAUGCAGGGAGUCCGACAGUUUUCAUCAAAAUUCUCAGAAAUGUCUUUUCAAUCUCAUAGCCUGAUUAAUUUUGAAAAGAAAAUCUGUCCAAAAAAGAAAUUUGGGACCAAAUGAGACCACAUAAAAAAACUAAACACAAUCUAUUUGUUACCCUCAGCCUCUGGAAUAUUGCCACUUUAUUUUAAUUUUGCAAUUCAUUUUCAUUCUAUUCAGUGUGGUCCUCAUACACCUUCCUACAAAUAGCUACUCUUGGACCACGGCCCGUUUCAUACUUUUAUACGCACUAGGGCUUGAGCAACUUGACACAUUAUUUUUUUGCUUCAAAUGCACAAGUAGUAUUUGUAGUCAUUUUUUUCCCCCCUCCUAACUAUGCAGCUGACGUCAACACCACGCACACCUAUGGCGUCAUCCUUUGUUUUCAUAGCAACACGGGAAGUCUAGAUGGCCAUUAGGAGAAGUGCAACUCCAGAUAUUUACAACGUAGCAUCGCUGUGCCUUGUCUUCACUUGUAUUAACCAGGAAUCAAUUAUUUUGUACUUUGAUUCAUAUUCUCACUCGAUGCUGGCAUUUUUGUUAGCUAAAGCUUAAUAGCGUUACAAUUUGCGUUGCCUUAUUUCUAAUGCCUUAAAAUAGUAAGAAUAGGGUUUGUAGCUUUUAAUAGUAACCACGCUGCUGUUGGCACCCAUGUGACCGUGGAGCCAAAAUGACAUUUCAGAAAGCGUUGUUUUGUGACAAUUAGUGUUUUUGCCACAAACACAAAAAUGAUGUAAAAUGAGCAAGUGGAAGAUCGAAUGUAAGCCAAGUGCCUUUGUCAAAAUGCUCCACAAACACGUCAACGCAACAGUGCCAAAAAAAAACGAAUUUGCUGCUGCUUAAUGCCAAACAUGUUUUAUCCCAACUUUAGAGUUAAUCUCACUGUGUAGCUCCACACGUAAAUUCACAAUGACACAGCUGGCUUUAGACAAGUUCCAAGGUGCUGUCCUGCAUUAAGACUGCUUCAACAAUGAACCCAAUAAAGCAAUAAUGCUGGAGGAAAAAAUGA